Mytilus trossulus (common blue mussel) is the source of this 1335-nucleotide messenger RNA. RefSeq names its product cholecystokinin receptor type A-like. Gene Ontology annotation, cellular component: plasma membrane. The coding region runs from base 71 to 1264 and encodes 397 amino acids. The transcript has 3 exons. Gene Ontology annotation, biological process: neuropeptide signaling pathway. The record is from RefSeq and is a predicted model, not a curated record. Gene Ontology annotation, molecular function: neuropeptide receptor activity. Lineage: Eukaryota; Metazoa; Mollusca; Bivalvia; Mytilida; Mytilidae.
UGCACGCGGAUUUAUAUUGAUUGUUCAAUGGUUGAAAUGCAUCAAACAUUUCAAACGAGGAAACAACCGUAUGAUAAUUCAUAUAGCUAAAGUUGCAGCUGGAUUUAUUCCAUUCAUGGAAUCAAACUCAACGAACGAUACUCAUAUCACUUUGGAUGAUAUAGAUUAUGAGCAAUUUCUGAAGAAAGAUAUUCCAGCCACUGUCUUUCUUAUUCUUCUCUCAAUCAUUGGAAGUGUAGGCAAUAUCCAUACGAUCUUAGUUUAUCUCUUUUCGCCAAUAAUGGCGAAAUUGGCGGUUCGAUUUUUCAUCCUAUGGCUCGCCUCUAUUGACCUUACAGCAUGUUUGUUUUGUAUGCCUUUUGAGAUUUUUGACAUCCGGUACAGCUAUACCUUUUCGUCAGUCGUUGCUUGUAAAUUCUUCCGAUUCCUGAAUCAUGUCGUUACUUUGGCUUCCGGUGGACUUCUAACCGCCAUUGCCAUUGAAAGAUUCCGAAUUAACACUAAACAGUUGCAUCGGAACACGAGGAAACCUGGGACUUGGAUAAAUAUUAUAUCAGGUAUAAUUCUUGGGGUUGCUGUUGUAUUAUCAAUUCCAGCGUUUGUAUUUUAUGGUUUGAAUGAAAAGGAAACGGACAUUCUUGGUUUGACGGGUAAAGACUGCACUAUUUUAUCGGAGUAUCAAAAUUUACGCACUGCUGUCUCAUACUCCGGCGUAGUUAUUCUUCUAAGUACUAUUUGCGUCAUUGUAUGUGUGGUUAUAUAUGGAAAAAUUUUAUACGUGAUAUGCACUCAAAUGAAGAAAGAGAAAAAACGAAAAGACAAACCAAAUCACUACCACAUAAAUGAGUCCACGUCCGACGUGAAAUCAUUUAAUACGCAAGCUAUCUCAACAAUCAAUAAUAGUGAGGUGGAACUGAGAAAUGUUCAAACGGAAGUGACAGUCAAAUCGAAAGAUAAGUCGUCAAAAACAGCCAGCAAAUACGAGAAAGGGAGACGACUGACUAUAAGCCUUAUAGUGGCAACUGCCGUUUCGUACGCAGGAUAUUUAAUUUAUGUGUUCACAAUAUUGGUAAAAAUUACGAAUCCUAAACUGUACGAAAAUAGUAUUCGACCAGCAACUGCGAUUCUUCUACGUGCGUAUUUUAUAAACAAUGCAUCCAACCCUAUUGUCUUUUGUCUCAUUGACAAGACUUUCAGAAAGGAAUGUUUGAAAUUGUACAAGAAGACGAUAUGUGCUAAGAAAUUGUACCAAAUGUAUAACUGAUGCAUGUAAUAAUAUGAGCAACAGGAUAAUGUAUACACUAUUAUAACAGUUAUUAAUAGCCAUGCUGCAUU